This is a messenger RNA of Oreochromis aureus, 1050 nucleotides long. RefSeq lists its product as uncharacterized. NCBI's taxonomy places the organism in Eukaryota, Metazoa, Chordata, Actinopteri, Cichliformes, Cichlidae. The record is from RefSeq and is a predicted model, not a curated record. The transcript is spliced from 6 exons. Bases 103 to 687 code for a protein of 194 amino acids.
CAUUCAUUCCUGGUGGGCGUGACUUUGAAAGCGAGCGUUUCUUCACAAAGAAAUCCCAACCUGGGAUGUCUGUUUAAGCCGCCAUUUCAAAGCCCAUCGAAGAUGGACACGGAUACAGAAGAGAGAGUCACAGAAACCUCCAAGAAUGACUCAGAGAAACAUGUAACCCAGCUCAAAUCCAGGGGUCGUGGGGCCAAAGGCCGUGGGCGAGGGGGACGAAUGAGUAGAGGUGGCAUGCGUGGUGGGCGGGGCAUGAUGAAAGGCUUUGGGCCACCAGGACCUGGAAGGGGUCGAGUAAAGGAUGGAGCCAUGAAUGGAUUUGGGCCCAUGAGAGGAAUGGGGAGGAUGCGUCCUUACCCUGACCUUAGAGGUCCUCGAGGUAGGGCUGGACCCAUGGGCAUGGGCCCUCCUCUUCCCCCUCCCCCACCUCCUCCUAUGCACCUCAGAGGCCCCUUUCCACCCAUGCCCAGGCAUGGACCCCCUCCGCCCCCUCCUCCAGGUCAUCCUGGUUUCAGAGGGCGUCCGCCACACCCUCGAGGCCGUGGCAUGCCACCCCCUGGACCUCCGCGCCCCUUCCGCCCGCGAGGCCCACGAGGCUACCACAAUGGACCGGUCUCUCCUCCGCCUCACCCCCCACCUGGCAGAGGCCAGAGGUGGCCAGGCCCCCCUGGUGGCCGACGCUUUUAACACAGCCUGCCCUAAAAACUAUAACUAAGCAGCUGUUAAUGUAGAAGGGGCCCUGUAGUCGUGCAGUGAAUGAAAUGCCCCCGAAUGAUGUGUUUAUAAAAAAAAAGAAAAAAAGUCUGAGUUAUCUUUUGAGUAUCUUAAGAAAUACUCUGUGCCGACAUGUUUGGUUGUUGGUAUUGUCCACUGGCAAAGAGAAAAAUGUGAAAAUGACUAAAGGGCAAAUGAGGACGAAUUAAAAACGAUUCACAACCGAAUAAUGUAAAGGGAUUCCCAAGUUCUGUUACCUAUAAAUACUGUUCGUAUUUUAAAAGAAGUUGUUAAAACAAGUUUGUUCUCCAAAAUUAAAUGUUCUGUGUUUCUUGU